Ophidiomyces ophidiicola is the source of this 894-nucleotide messenger RNA. RefSeq lists its product as uncharacterized. The record is from RefSeq and is a predicted model, not a curated record. Gene Ontology annotation, biological process: regulation of store-operated calcium entry. Bases 1 to 894 code for a protein of 297 amino acids. Gene Ontology annotation, cellular component: endoplasmic reticulum membrane. The transcript has a single exon. NCBI's taxonomy places the organism in Eukaryota, Fungi, Ascomycota, Eurotiomycetes, Onygenales, Onygenaceae.
AUGAGUAUGCACCUCGCCUCCAGCGUUGCCUUGCUCCUCCUCCCUCUCCUCUCCCACCCCGUGGCGGCUUACAAUUCAAAUAAAUCGCCCUCCCGCAAUGCCGUGCUGCUCUCGAACAUUCAGACUCUUACCCUUUAUUCAAACCGCAAAACUAGCCACCGUCGUGUGUCCGCUAUUCCGCAGCUGACAUGUGUCGGCCCCUCCAAACGAAUAUGCUCACUCUACACGCCCGACGUGAUGCGCUGCACAAACCAGGGCUUUGACUACGAUGAAAAUGAUGUUCAAUGGACAUGCACUGCCGAAUUGCCACCGGAGUUUAAGCUGGGGAGCACAGAGGUCGUCUGUGAAGGGUACAGAGAUGCCAAUGACCCGUGGAUACUGAAAGGAAGCUGCGGAGUGGAAUAUCGCAUGCUACUGACAGAAGAAGGCGAAAGGAAGUUCGGCUAUCUGAAUACAGGAGGAAUCCUUGAUGAUCGAAGUUGGGGUGAGUUUUUGUGGGAUCUCUUUAAAGGUCUAGGAACGAUAUUCAUCGUUAUGGGAAGUUUUAUUGCGCUGCUAAGCUACUGCAAUCGCCUGUCCAACGGAAAUAGGCGUGGCACAAGCAGCUGGUUCGGCGGAGGCGGAGGUGGAGGCGGUGGAUGGGGUCCUCCCGGCCCUCCACCGCCGUAUGAUUAUCAGACUGGGAGGUAUACCAAGACAGAAACCUGGCAGCCGGGCUUUUGGUCCGGGGCACUUGCCGGGGGCCUAGCUGGCUAUGGGCUUGGAAAUCGAGGGAAUCGAGGAUCUUCUGAACGAAGAUUCAACACGUUUACUCCAAGCUCGAGUAGCAGCAGUGCGGGCCUGUCAGGCACGACGAGAGAAAGCACCGGAUUCGGGGGCACAAGGCGUCGUUGA